ACCGCGCGCGCGCUGGGUAGUGCAUGCUGAGCGCCCGUCUUCGCGCGCUCUCGCAUCCCGCCGCGGUAUCCGCCCUCGCCGCGCUCGGUAUCGCCCUCGCGUGCGCGCGCGCAGACGACAUGGCGUCGCUCAAGGCGUCCGCUGUCGCGACGAAACUCUCGGAGCUCGCGCCCGCGGUCCUGACGCGCCUUCCCGCGCCCACGACGGGCGCGGUGAGCAAAAUCAAAGCCUCGGAGCUGUGGCAGACCCGCCCCGCGGUCGUCCUCCUUCACGAGCGAAAGGCGGAGAUUAACGACCUCGGGUGCGACCUCGUGUGCCUCCUCAAGGAGAACAUCGCGGAUGAGGUGGAGGCGUUCCACAGAGAGCCGUACUGGUCGCCGUCCACGCCGCUGUACUUGGACGAGGAUAUGACGUUCUUCAAGGCGCUCGGCGGCGGUAAGGUUCGCAAGGGCGGGCUCAGCUCGUUCUUCAAGCCGGGUCUGUGGAAGCGCUACGGAAAGAUGGACAAGGCGACGAAGGAGGACGCGAACUUGAAGGGCGAGGGGACGAUCCUCGGAGGGACGUACGUCGUGAGCAAAGAAGGCGUGCAGUACCAGUUCAAGGAGAAGGACUUCGGCGUCGCCGCGCCGUUGGACGAGAUCAUCGACGCGUGCAAGAGAGCGGCGGGGAAGUGAGCGAGCGACGACGACGACGACGACGACGACGACGACGACGACGACGAGACGCGCGCCGAGCGACUCGGUCCGAACGCGACGACGAUGAAGCCGCCGCCGACACCUCUCGCGUCGCCCGCGAGAGACGGCGGAUGGCGGAGCGUGUCGCAACGUGUUCGGAGCAGAGUCGGUCAUCGCGCGUUACGUUCUCGUUCUCGUUCGCGCGUGCGUGAUUCAUCGCGCACGCGUUCAUUCAUUCGAUUCUUUCGACGCGCAUCCGCCCUCACGCGGACGCGGCGUCCAGACUUUGUACAACCAGACAGAAUUUCGACGCGA
This is a messenger RNA of Micromonas pusilla CCMP1545, 989 nucleotides long. RefSeq lists its product as uncharacterized. The record is from RefSeq and is a predicted model, not a curated record. Lineage: Eukaryota; Viridiplantae; Chlorophyta; Mamiellophyceae; Mamiellales; Mamiellaceae. Bases 120 to 674 code for a protein of 184 amino acids. The transcript is spliced from 2 exons.